Molecule: messenger RNA, 2634 nt
Organism: Closterium sp. NIES-65
Lineage: Eukaryota; Viridiplantae; Streptophyta; Zygnematophyceae; Desmidiales; Closteriaceae
Source: the annotation of a GenBank genome assembly
AUGGUUGCUGGCAUAAGUGUGAAGGGGAAGCCCGAUGAGGUGCUUGGCUGCCCGACGUGCAUUCAAGCCAAGUUCACACGGUUUCCGUUCCCUAGUUCGGAGGCAACGGCAAAGGCACCACUUGAUGAGGUGGUGAUGGACGUGGUGGGCCCCCUGAAGCUUGGAGCUGCUGGAGCAGAGUAUUUCCUCACAAUUGUGGAUGUCUACACCCGCAUAACCUGGGUGUACGUGCUGUCCAAGAAGAGCGACGUAGCUGAAACGAUGAAGACCGAUUGGUUGCCGAUGGUGGAGCGGCAACAAGACCGGCUUGUGAAGUCGAUCUGCACCGAUCGUGGGGGAGAGUUCCUGAGCAAGGAGUUCGGGUUGUGUCUGAAGAAGAAUGAGAUAAGGCACUCCUUUACCAUGCCAUACUCCCCUGCAAAGAACGGCAUUGUUGAGCGAGCGAAAGGCACGAUCACGGAGACGGCACGCGGGUUGCUCAUUGAAGCCGGGCUACCCGAUUAUUUCUGGCUUGAUACGGUGCGGAGUGCGUGCGUGGCCAAGAACAGAGCCUUGACUCAUGUUGGAGCAGAUAAAUGGGUGCCCUAUGUGGAGUGGAUUGAAAGGAAGCCAAAGGUGGAUAUGCUUCGGGUGGACUGCAAGUUCAUGGAGAACUUCAUGUACAAGGAUUGGAAGGCGGAGACGAAGGUGAAGUUAGGCGUGCGGUUUGGGGAGGUGAAGAGUUCCGGUUUGGAGCAUGUGGAGCUGCCUUUGGAGCUCAGCGGCGGCGGCACCACCACAAGGCAAUCCUCCCUUGUGAAUGGGGGAGAGGAAGCCAAGGAUGCAGAGGAAGAAGAGGAGGAGGUGCACGAAGUGAGCGAGCGUGCACCGACACUUCCUUCCCGCACUAUGAGCGCUCCACGGAACCGAGCCACACCGCAGCAACGCCAAGGCCUUCAAGUCCCUGCAGCUGAGGAGGAAGGAAGGGGGAAGAGGAGAGUUCAACCCCCUAAUAGGUUGACCUAUGAUGCACCGGGAAAGCAGGGGAAGUCAGCCCUGGCCGGAGCGGCAAUGAUGGUCGGAGACGACGAGGAGAGUGACUACGAGGAAAGUGCGUUCGUGUUCUUCUCUCCGGUGGAGAUGCCCGGAGAACCAGCAACUCUCAAGGAGGCCUUGGAGAGUAGUGAUGCUAAGCAGUGGAAGAAGGCAAUGGAGAGUGAGCUCAAAAGCAUUAAGGAGAAUGACACAUUUGAAUUGGUGGAGCUACCGGAGGGGCGUACGGCGAUAACGUCCAAGUGGCUCUUCAAAAUCAAGUCGGAUGCCAACGGCAAGAUCGAGCGCUACAAGUCUAGGCUUGUAGCCAAGGGGUACCAGCAGAAGGAGAAGGUGGACUUCAAGGAGCUGUUUGCCCCUGUAGUGAAGCCAGCGACGCUACGAACCCUAUUCGCGCGAGCCGCCAUCAAAGGAUGGGGGUUUGACGAUGGUAGUGGCAGAGUGUGGAAGCUGAAGAAGGCCCUCUAUGGGCUGAAGCAGGCCCCUAGGCAAUGGUACAUGAAGCUGCACGAAGUGUUGGAGGAGAUCGGCUUCACUCCCUCAACGGCCGAUCACUCCUUGUUCAUGCUUGGCGAGGGGGAGCAGAGGAGCUUCAUGGUAGUUUAUGUGGAUGACAUUCUCAUCUUCUCACCCUCCUCUGACCUUGUGAAGGAGGUGAUGCUGACGCUGCAAGACAAGUUCAAGUGCAAGUCCCUUGGUGACGUGAACUUCUACCUUGGGCUCCACAUCGAACGAGACGUGGAGAAGCGGAGCAUGCGAGUGCACCAACUGAAGUACCUGGAGGCGUUGGCUGCCAACUUUGGCCAGAGUGAAGGUCAUGUGGCUACUCCCUUUCCUUUUGGGUUCAAGUGUGUGAAGGGACCAGAGGAGGAGAGCGUUGGUGAAGAGGAGAGGCGCCGUUUUCACUCGUUGGUGGGCAGCCUCAUGUAUGUGGCGGUGAACACUCGGCCGGACGUUGUCUUUGCUACCGGGCAGCUUGCUAGGGUUGUGCAAUGCCCUAAUGAGGAGCAGGUAGUAGCUGGAAUGAGGGUGGCCAAGUAUCUUGGCCAAACACCAACCGUUGGGCUGCAAUACUCGACGGCGGUGCAAAGGCGCCAAAAGGGCGCGGAUGGUGUUGAACCCGGGCGUUUGUUCCUCACCGCCUACUCGGAUGCUUCAUAUGCAUUGGAACCAGAGAACAUGACAAGUGUUGGAGGGUUCAUUUGCUGUGUUAGUGGAGGCCCAACUGCUUGGGAAAGCAAGAAGCAGGUGGACCAAGCAUUAAGCUCGGUGGAGUCUGAGUACAUAGCACUCUUCCGUGCCGUACGGGAGAUUGUGUGGCAGCGGUGUUUGUUGGCUGAAUUGGGGGAGGAGCAGCAAGGACCUACCCCACUCUACUGUGACAGCCAGGGUGCCAUUGCUCCGGCUAAGAAUCCUGUGUUGCACGGCCUCACCAAGCACAUGAGGGUGAAGUGGCAUUGGACGAGGAGCAUGGUGGCUGCGGGUGAGGUUGAGUUGCACUAUGUGAAGGCGACGGGGCAGCGAGCUGAUAUGAUGACCAAGAGGCUGGUGGAGCAGCACCAUUGGAAGUGUUGCAAGCUGACUGGGAUGGCUCUAAACUGA